Carya illinoinensis is the source of this 2028-nucleotide messenger RNA. RefSeq names its product nucleolar protein 56-like. The record is from RefSeq and is a predicted model, not a curated record. Gene Ontology annotation, molecular function: snoRNA binding. Bases 203 to 1855 code for a protein of 550 amino acids. Gene Ontology annotation, cellular component: small-subunit processome; box C/D methylation guide snoRNP complex. Lineage: Eukaryota; Viridiplantae; Streptophyta; Magnoliopsida; Fagales; Juglandaceae. The transcript is spliced from 8 exons.
GAGACACAAGAAUAUGCAAAGCUAAACCCCGCCACCGAAAACCUUAAACCUUAACCUAAACUGCUUGCUUCUCUUUCUCUAUCUAUUCCCCGCCGAUACUCUCAGUUUUAGAGCGCAUUCUCUUAGAGAGAGAGAGAGAGAGAGUCUCGGUGAAGUAAAAGGCCCGAGCUUUAUAGUUCUUUGGUUUGAUUUUGAUUAUUCAAUGGCUUUAUAUCUUCUAUAUGAGUCUGCUUCUGGGUACGCGCUGUUCCUCGCGCAUGGCCUCGACGAGAUCGGGCAGAACACAGAGGCGGUCCGGAAUUCCGUGUCAGACCUGAACCGUUUUGGGAAGGUCGUACAGCUCACUGCUUUUCACCCUUUCGAGUCCGCCCUCGACGCCCUCAACCAGUGUAACGCCGUCUCCGAAGGAAUAAUGACUGAUGAGUUGAGAAGCUUCUUGGAGCUUAAUCUCCCGAAAGUCAAGGAAGGUAAGAAGACAAAGUUCAGAUUAGGAAUAACGGAUACCAAGAUAGGGUCACAUAUACAUGAGGCGACUAAAAUACCUUGUGAAAGUGGUGACUUUAUUCACGAACUUCUACGUGGUGUGCGGCUACAUUUCGAUAGGUUUUUGAAGGACUUAAAGCCUGGAGACUUGGAAAAAGCCCAACUUGGUCUGGGUCACAGUUACAGCCGCGCAAAAGUCAAGUUCAAUGUAAACCAUGUUGACAAUAUGGUGAUUCAAGCUAUCUUCCUUCUCGAUACUCUUGAUAAGGACAUCAAUUCUUUCUCCAUGAGGGUCAGAGAGUGGUACUCAUGGCAUUUUCCCGAAUUGGUAAAGAUUGUCAGUGACAACUAUCUAUAUGCCAAAGUUGCAAAAUAUAUAGAGGAUAAGUCAAAGUUGUCUGAUGACAGCAUCCCAGGCUUAACAGAUGUAGUUGGAGAUGAAGAUCGGGCAAAGGAAAUUGUUGAUGCUGCCAAGGCUUCUAUGGGACAGGAUUUGUCCCCAGUUGACUUGAUUAACGUCCACCAAUUUGCACAGAGGGUAAUGGACCUAUCUGAUUAUCGGAGGAAGCUUUAUGAUUAUCUGGUUGCGAAGAUGAGUGACAUUGCACCUAAUUUGGCGUCUUUAAUUGGUGAAGUUGUUGGUGCGCGCUUGAUUUCUCAUGCUGGUAGUCUUACAAAUUUGGCUAAGUGCCCUUCUUCCACCCUUCAGAUCCUUGGGGCAGAGAAGGCACUUUUCAGGGCAUUGAAAACUAGAGGAAACACACCCAAGUAUGGUCUGAUAUUCCAUUCAUCUUUCAUUGGUCGAGCAUCAGCAAAUAACAAAGGAAGAAUGGCUCGUUUUCUUGCGAACAAGUGUUCUAUUGCAUCACGCAUCGACUGCUUUGCAGACAGUGGAACUACUGUUUUUGGGGAGAAACUUCGUGCACAAGUUGAGGAGCGGCUUGAUUUUUAUGACAAGGGUGUUGCGCCUCGCAAAAAUAUUGAUGUGAUGAAAGAUGCAAUUGAAAAUGCUCAAAACAAAGGUGCAGAGAUGGAAAUUGAAGAAGUUCCUACAGAAGCAUCAGGAAAGAAGAGUAAGAAAAAGAAAUCAAAAGCUGCAGCUGCAGAGAAUGGUGAGCCUAUGGCCGAAGAUAACCCAACUGCUGUUUCAAAUGACGAAGCUUUGGAGGAUUCUAAAUCAGAAAAAAAGAAGAAAAAGGAGAAGCGCAGGAUGGAUCAGGAGCUGGAGCAACAGGAGGGCCAAAACGCCCUGCAAAAUGGAACAGAUAAAAAGAAGAAAAAGAAGAGCAAGAAUGAAGAUGGAGGGGAGCUGCAGUCCGCCGAUGAUGGUAAAAGGAAAAAGAAGAAGUCAAGAAGCGAAGAUGCUGACUGAACUUUAAAAGCUUUGCAAAUGUUGCACUUUGUCUUAACCCAAUUUUGUGUGAGACCACUCUUUUAUGUGUAUUUUUACCCUUAAAUUCAAGUUUGUUUACUUUGGGACACCACUCUUUUUAACACUGCAGUUCUCCUACAUCGUAUAUAUGAAUGAAUCUUUGGUUGGCGGUC